This is a messenger RNA of Thlaspi arvense, 2532 nucleotides long. The record is from the annotation of a GenBank genome assembly. NCBI's taxonomy places the organism in Eukaryota, Viridiplantae, Streptophyta, Magnoliopsida, Brassicales, Brassicaceae.
UCAUCAUACACGCGUGAGAUUUCUCCCCAAUCUUGGUCUCGUCUCCGUCUUUCUGGUGUUUCGAUCUGUUUCUUUGACCAAAAAAACUCUUUUCGCUUUUUCUUUCUUCCUUCAAUGCCAUUUUGAACACAUUCGUCGAAUACUUGAAUCUCACUUCUUCCUCUCUCUCUAUCCAUCUAUCUGUUACUCUGAUUUAGUCUCUCUUAAACUUCAUUUGUUGGGAAAUUAUCGAAGUCGCCGAGGAAUUUCUGUUUCUUUUGCUGGGAUUUUCGUGAUUAGGGUUUCUGAUUUUUUUUCUUCUUCUCGGGAGAUAUGAUGAAAGCUUCGUUUGGGAGGUUACGGAGAUUCGCAUUGCCCAAAGUCGAUGCGAAUGAUAUCGGAGAGCUUUUCCCCACCGCACAGAUUGAUGGGCUUGCUCGAGCCGCAAAGGAUAUGCAAGAAAUGAGAGAGUGUUAUGAUAGAUUACUCUCUGUAGCUGCUGCCACUGCUAAUAGCGCAUAUGAGUUCUCUGAAUCACUGGGAGAAAUGGGUUCUUGCUUGGAGCAAAUAGCGCCGCAUAAUGAUGAAGAAAGUGGUAGAGUUCUGCUAAAGUUAGGUAAAGUUCAGUUUGAGCUUCAGAAACUCCUCGACACUUAUCGUUCUCAAAUAUUCAAGACCAUCACUAGACCUUCAGAGUCACUUCUCAGCGACCUUAGAACCGUCGAGGAUAUGAAGCAACAAUGUGAAGAAAAGAGGGACGUUGUUAAGCACAUGAUGAUGGAGCAUGUGAAAGACAAGGUACAACUUAAAGGCAGUAAAGGGGAGAGACUCAUUCGCCGUCAGUUAGAGACUGCCCGUGAUGAGCUACAAGACGAGGCGACUCUGUGCAUUUUCCGAUUGAAAUCACUCAAGGAAGGGCAAGCUCGAAGUCUCCUCACACAAGCAGCACGCCACCACACUGCUCAGAUGCAUUUGUUCUUCGCUGGUCUAAAAUCGCUUGAGGCAGUAGAGCAACAAGUCAAAGUUGCUGCUGAGAGACAACACAUCGACUGUGAGCUCCCUGAUCACGGGAACGAUAUGGAAUGUAGUGAGGAUGAUGAUGAUGAUGACCGACAUGUUAACAGAGAUGGAGAACUCAGUUUUGACUACAUAACAUGUGAGCAGAGAGUAGAACCUACACCGCAAGGAUCGAUGAAGAUGGAUGACACAGAUCUCUCUUUUCCUCGCCCUUCACCAGCAGGAUCAGCAACAGUGAAUGCAGAUCAUAGAGAAGAGAACCCGAUUUCAUACCGAGAUCGCAGAGCGAGCAGCCAUUCAGCACCGUUGUUCCCGGAGAAGAAAUAUGAUUUACCGGAAAAGCCGACGAGACAGAUCACUCCGUCUGCAAAUGCUUACGCAUUACCAACUCCGGUCGAUUCAAAGACCUCAUCGAUCUUCACAAAACCGGUCACCCAAACAACAAGCCACAGUGCAAACUUAUGGCAUUCAUCUCCGCUUGAACCGAUAAGAACCGCUCAUAAAGAUGUGGAAAGCAACCUCUAUUCUCGUCUUCCUCGUCCUUCAGAGACUCCUCAGUUUUCGCAGCACGAAGCUGCACCAAGACACGCGUUUUCUGGACCGCUUAAACCAUCCUCAACCCGUCUUCCAGUUCCGGCUCAGGCUCAGUCAUCUUCUCCACGGAUCUCUCCUACCGCUUCACCUCCGCUCUCUUCUUCUCCACGGAUCAACGAGCUCCAUGAGCUUCCACGACCACCGGGCCAAUUUGCACCGCCACGACGCGCAAAAUCUCCCGGUCUGACUGGUCACUCAGCUCCUAUAACCGCUUGGAAUCAAGAAAGAAGCACUGUAGUUGUGUCCACAAACAUUGUAGCAUCACCACUUCCUGUUCCACCGCUUGUUGUACCGAGAAGCUUCUCUAUACCAUCAAGAAACCAGAGAGCCAUGGCUCAACAACCCUUGCCCGAUAGGAACCAAGAUAGAGUAGCGUCUCCACCGCCUCUGCCGCUAACUCCAGCGUCACUGAUGAAUCUCAGAUCUCUGUCUCGGUCUCGGGUCGGUGAAGUUGCUCAGAGCGGUCAAAUUAGAGGAGUAAAACUGAUUGAACGAUGAAGCUGUAGUAACGUCGCGUUCGAUCAAAACGUUGGUUGUAGAGAAAGAGACCCUUAAGUAAAUAUAGAAGUCGAUAUUUUGUAAUUCUUUAGUUGUCGAAUCUCCUAACUCGUCACCUGAGAGUUUUCUUUUUGUUUCCUAAUAUAUAUUCUUUGUUUUUGUUCGCUAACUUAAAAUUUUAGUUAAAGAUUAGUGAAUUAGAGAAAAUGAUGCAUUACAAAUUCCAUGAAUUUUUGGGUUUGAGAGCUGAUUAUUAUCUACGUUUCUAAAAUUCUAAUUAUGGUAUUCUGUUUUAUUAAUGGGAAGUGAGAAUGACAGUAACAUGAUCUGAUUCUUUUGGUAGAGGAAGAAGACGACGACGUUUACCCUCUCACGUGAUCCAGUCCACUAGUAAAUGGGCCCAAUUUAUUAGGCCCACUGAGGAUAAAGACCUAAACUGUUCUU